Drosophila eugracilis is the source of this 1043-nucleotide messenger RNA. RefSeq names its product ras-related protein Rab-21 (gene Rab21). Gene Ontology annotation, biological process: protein secretion; Rab protein signal transduction; regulation of exocytosis. Bases 113 to 760 code for a protein of 215 amino acids. The transcript has 2 exons. Lineage: Eukaryota; Metazoa; Arthropoda; Insecta; Diptera; Drosophilidae. Gene Ontology annotation, molecular function: GTP binding; GTPase activity. The record is from RefSeq and is a predicted model, not a curated record.
GUCACACUGCGCAGUUGCCGUUUUUUAGUGUCAGAUUGUCAGAUUUUGCUGUUGUUUUUUUUUGUUUCUUUGUGUCAGGCAGGACACCUGGGAAUCCGAAACGCAUCCCAUAAUGAAUGCGAGCAAAACAGGCAGCGAGAAUUUUAAGGUAGUUCUGCUGGGCGAAGGUUCUGUCGGCAAAACUUCGCUGGUGCUACGCUACAUGGAUGAUCGCUUUAAUUCCCAGCACCUGAGCACCUUACAGGCCUCCUUUGUAACUCGCAAGGUUUCUCUCGACGACGGAAGAAGGGCCCAGUUGAAUAUAUGGGACACGGCGGGGCAGGAACGGUUCCAUGCCCUGGGACCCAUAUACUACCGAGGAUCCGAUGGCGCACUGUUGGUGUACGACAUAACGGACCUCUUAUCAUUCCAGAAAGUCAAGUCGUGGGUGCGGGAGCUGCGACAGAUGCACAGCACGGAUAUUGCCCUAAUAAUCGUGGGUAACAAGACUGAUUUGAUGUUUCAUCGGACGGUGUCGGAAGAGGAGGCCCUCCAUUAUGCGCGUUUAGUAGGCGCCCAACAUGUGGAAACCUCGGCCAAAGAAAAUGAGGGCGUCACCGAGCUCUUUGAACUUCUGACCCGUUUAAUGCUUGAACAACGACAGCGUGAUCCAAAUGAUAAUCCGUUGCGUCACCUAAGUACUGAUAUCGAUCCCCUCAGCAUCUUAGAUGACACACAUCCCGGCGAUCCGGUGGGGCACCGAUCCUGCUGUGGCAUUUAGCCGUUCCCAUUGUGAUCAUAAUUUUUUUACUAGUAGUCGAUGUUCAUCCUGUGUAUAUAUUAUAUAUUUAAUGAUAACGCGUGCUUCUGUUAUCAAAUACCCAAGUUACCAAAUUGAGCCCACGUGUUUUAGUCAUCCUCAUAACUGUUCUCGAAAUUGCUGGGAUUUUCGUUUCGUUUUCUCUUCGUCUAGUUCAUAUACGUAAUUUACUGUUUGCAGAUUCGGCCAUUUAAGUUUUUUCGCUCUUUGUGUGUGAAAACCAAUAAAUUAUUUAAUACUUGCA